AUGAGUAGUGUCAGAAUAAAGACACUAACUAGAGCCAUACGAUCAUGCUAUACGCAUGUACGGACGAGAAACAUUGGUAUCAUUGCCCACAUUGAUGCUGGGAAAACAACCACUACUGAACGAAUGAUCUACUAUAGUGGGAAGACCAACAGGAUAGGGAACGUCGAUGAGGGAGAUACAGUGACAGAUUAUUUACCUUCGGAAAGAGCACGAGGAAUCACAAUCCAACUGGCAGCAAUCACCCUCCCGUGGAACCAUCACAAGAUUAAUAUCAUAGAUACGCCUGGCCAUGCCGAUUUCACAUUUGAGGUGAUUAGAUCAUUAAGAGUACUUGAUGGAGUAGUUACAAUUCUUGAUGCUGUUGCCGGAGUUGAAUCCCAAACGGAAAAAGUCUGGAAGCAAGCAAGUGCAUUGAAAUUACCAAGGAUCGCAUACAUAAACAAAAUGGAUCGUCCUGGUGCAGGUUUCAGUAGAACUGCCAAGGAAAUCAUUUCAAAGUUAGAAACCAGAGUUGUGUUGUGCAAUAUUCCUUAUUUUGAAACAUCCAAGGAAAAUGAUAUUGUAUUCAAAGGUGUGAUUGAUGUGAUUCAAAAGAAGCUUUUACAAUGGAAUGACACUGAUUCGUUUGGAAACGAAAUCACCGUGGUUGACAUUGAAUCUUCCAAGGACACCAGACCUGAACUUUACGAAAUGCUUAGUAAGUCAAGAGAAUCAAUGGUAGAAACUCUUGGAGAAUUUGACGAAUCAAUCAUUGAUGCCUUCUUGGAGCACGAUGAAGACUAUUUGAAAAUUCCAUCCCAAUUGUUGGACCAGGUCAUUAGAAAAGCCACCAUUGCCAACUACUUAACACCAGUUCUUUGUGGAUCUUCAUUUAGAAACAUCGGAGUGCAACCAUUAAUGGAUGCCGUUACCAAGUACUUACCAUCUCCAUUGGAAACUUCUAUUCCUGAUAUAACUUGUAAUACUACUACGUUGGCAAAGGGCAAGAACAAGAAUGCUAAAAAGGACACGGAAGUGCAAAUGUUUAUGGAUAAAGAAAAGGGAUUAACAGUGAAGGAUAACAAAAACUUGACUCUUGCAUUGGCAUUUAAAGUUCUUACCCACAAGACCCAUGGACCAAUGUGCUUCUUCAGGGUUUACAGCGGGAGACUCAGUACUAAUACCAACAUAAUAAACACCAGAACCGGGAAGAAAUUACUCAUCAGAAGACUCUCCAUUAUGAAUGGUGAAGCACCCGAAGAGGUUAAAUUCAUUAACUCAGGGAACAUUGGUGUGAUUAUUGGGUAUGAAAAAGAUUUCCAAACCGGGGAUACUAUUGUAGCACUGGGUCCCACCAAGAAAAACUUCACUGCAAUUGAAUCCAAUUUGAAACUUAUGCCAAUUGAUAUUCCGCCUCCAUUAUUCAAUUCCGCCGUUGAACCAAAUACAUUUGGAGAUGAAGCGUAUAUGAACCAAUGCAUAGAAACACUUGUUCGAGAAGAUCCAUCAUUGAAGGUGUCGUUUGAUGAAGAAUUGGGACAGACUAUCCUUAGUGGUAUGGGAGAAUUACAUCUUGACAUUGUUCGGGAAAGAUUGGUAAAGGACAUGAAAGCCAAGGUUACCAUGAGGGACGUGGCUGUAUCAUAUAAAGAAUCUUUUGUUGGUUCACAAAGAACGGGUGAAUACAAGAAUGAAGAUGGAUCUCUUCAUGUUCGUGUGACUAUGAGUCCAUUAGAAGGAAAAGCACAAGAUUCUCAUUAUACUGAGGAAGAUGGAGCAAUUAUCUUUGAAGAAGACAACAAUAUUAUUAUCCUUACCGAAGAUUGUUGUUCAGAAACAAUGAAAGUUGCAAUUGAGGAAAAUAGAUGGAAGUGUGAAACUUCGUUUGAAGAUUUAGAAGAAGUGCUUAUAAAUGGAUGUUUGACUGCGUUACAAAUGGGUGGACCCAAGUUGGGAUUUGCAUUACAAUCUACUGUGAUUAGGGUUGAUUUGUGGAACUUCCCAGUUAGUAAUGUCGCUGCGAAUGCAGGUGAAUUAUUAAAUGCUUCAAGACUCGCAGUCAGAAGGAUAGUAGAAAACAACGAAAGCGAAUUUACCAUUCUUGAACCAAUAAUGACGACCAAAGUUUAUGUCGACUCGUCAAACUUGGGCGAAGUUUCCCAUGACUUGACGCAACGAUGCCAAGGAGUAAUCGUUUCCAUGGACGAUGAUGUUAUUGACAGCAACGAGAACGCCAAUUGGGCAAGUGAGGAAGCGGAAAACAUCUAUCUACCACCAGAUUACACUAUGACAAAGUCCAAUACUCAUUUGAAUAAAGGAAACAAGAAGAUCAUUGUUGCUGAGACUCCAUUACGUGAAAUGAUUGGAUACUUGUCCAAAUUGAGAUCAAUUACUCAAGGUAAAGCAACUUUCGAUAUGUCUUUCCUUGACAUGAGACGAGCAGUAGGAAAUAGAGCUGAUGCUAUUGUUGCUCAAUUCCGCUACAACUGAUAUAACAUAGAUAAAACAUGUACAUAGUAAAAGCUAAUAGAUUUAUAUUCCAUUGUCGACUG
This is a messenger RNA of Spathaspora passalidarum NRRL Y-27907, 2531 nucleotides long. It is a transcript of the gene MEF2, whose product is annotated as Mef2p. Lineage: Eukaryota; Fungi; Ascomycota; Pichiomycetes; Serinales; Debaryomycetaceae. Gene Ontology annotation, molecular function: GTPase activity; GTP binding. Gene Ontology annotation, biological process: mitochondrial translation; ribosome disassembly. Gene Ontology annotation, cellular component: mitochondrion. Bases 1 to 2469 code for a protein of 822 amino acids. The record is from RefSeq and is a predicted model, not a curated record. The transcript is spliced from 2 exons.